AAUUGUAUGGUAGGCUUUUAUAGCUCCAAUCAAAUUUUGUUGCAGCAAACAAAAACAAAAGGCCACAGAGACGAAAGAGACAGAGAGAGAGAGAGAGAGAGACUUUAGGGUUUAGAGAUGGGGUUUAUAGAUCUACCAACUAGUUGUUAAGAACAGAAGCUCCUUAACUUAAUUUUAUUCUUUAAACGUUUUCUUGGUUUUGUUAUCUUUGACUCCAGGAAACAAGAAACAAGAAGAAGAAGAACAAGAAGCAAGUUCAAGAACCAACCAGCUUUAAAGAGAUCAUCCAUUAUCUUCUACUCUACCUCAAAAGGGGAAACUCAAAAGCUUGCUUUAGACAGAUGGGUCUUUUGUUCUCUUGAAUCUUUUUCUGGGGGUAAAAGCAUUUUAUAUUCUCAAAAAUUUUGAUUUUGGGGAGAUAAGGAUUUGUUUGUCAAUUUUGUGUUCUUGGGAUCAUCAAGACUUCAAACAAAACAAUUUUAUUCUUUUUUUCCUUUUUCAAUUUGAGAUUUCAUAGUGUCUGUCUCCUUUAACACCCACAAGCCAGCUGAUGGUUUCCUGAACAAUCCUUGUUUGAUGGUGAUGAUCUGAUGUCAUAAGAAGAAGGACACUAUGGCAACCUAUUACAGAAGUGGCUCAAGUGAGAUUUAUUCCAGACCAGAAUAUGUCCCUGGAAACGCAACGAUCUACACGAAUUCUUUCUCAGAGACGUUUCCUAGAGAAUCAACUAACAAUGAUGUCUCACCUUCAAAAGAGAUUCAAGCACUGUCAAGUUUUGGUGGAGCUUCACAAAUGGUGGAGGUUCAAGAUUCUGGUUCUUGGAGAGAUCAAGAAGACAAUGAUAGGAGUUGUUUCCCUGUGAUGAUGCGUCUUGGCCUCAGCUCGCAGAUUGAGACAUCCAGAAGCAAGAAUAAUAACAAUGCGUAUGCAACACGGGUUGUUCCAGGCUUGACUCGAACCAUUCACAACUCCAAGUAUCUCAAGGCUGCUCAACAGCUUCUUGAUGAAGCUGUAAAUGUUAAGAAAGCUCUGAAGCAGUUUCAGCCAGAGGGAGACAAGAUUGGUGAAGAGAAAGAGAAGAUUCUUCAGACGAAUAUUGCUGAAAUCCCUCAAGCAGAGAGACAAGAACUGCAGAGCAAGUUGUCGAAACUUCUAUCGAUAUUAGAUGAGGUGGAUAGAAAAUACAAGCAGUAUUACCAUCAGAUGCAGAUAGUUGUGUCGUCUUUCGAUGUAAUAGCUGGAUGUGGAGCAGCCAAACCGUACACGGCCCUUGCGCUUCAGACCAUCUCAAGGCAUUUUCGUUGCUUAAGGGAUGCGAUAUCCGGACAAAUCUUGGUGGUAAGGAAAAGUUUAGGAGGGGAACAUGAUGGAUCAGAAGGGAGAGGAGUGGGGAUUAGCAGAUUAAGGAACGUUGAUCAACAGGUUAGGCAACAAAGAGCAUUGCAGCGGUUAGGUGUGAUGCAACCUCACACUUGGCGGCCUCAACGCGGUUUACCUGAUUCCUCUGUUUUGGUUCUCCGCGCUUGGCUAUUUGAGCAUUUCCUCCACCCUUAUCCAAAGGAUUCAGACAAGAUUAUGCUCGCUAGACAAACGGGGUUGAGCCGAAGCCAGGUGUCGAACUGGUUCAUAAAUGCGCGUGUGCGUCUGUGGAAACCAAUGGUGGAGGAGAUGUACAAGGAGGAAUUCACAGAAGCAUUGGAGGAGAAUGAUCCCAACCUGUCUUCUGAAAACACACCAGAGAUCACCGAGAUUCAAGAGCAUCAAACUGAGUCUAGUUCCAACAACGGACAUGCAUCUGGUGUGGCAAGCAGCAGCAUGGGACAAAGCACGGUGGCUCGUGGUGCUGACAGGUUCAUGAUGGUGACUGACAUGACAAGGAAAGGUAGUGGUGGGAUGUCUUUAACGUUGGGGAUUCAAAAUUCUGACGCUCGUGGCGAUGUUCCUAUGUCUGGUGGGAUAGAUAAUUACGAAAAUAACAUCUCCGGAACCGAUUUCCAAUACUUAAACUCCCACAACCACCAGCACCGGCUUGGCUCUUCAAAAUUGCUGCAUGACUUUGUAGCUUGAUGAGGAGAUUAGAAAGGUGUAGAAAUGUAUUCUUUUGUGAAAGUAAACCCAGAAAAUGAAUUUGUAGAUUAACGAGAAAACAUGAUGAGAUGAUGAACACAAUCUGAGACUGAAAACAAUUUACUCUUCCUGGUUAAUAUAAUAGAUUAAUUA
This is a messenger RNA of Camelina sativa (false flax), 2220 nucleotides long. Its product is annotated as BEL1-like homeodomain protein 7. NCBI's taxonomy places the organism in Eukaryota, Viridiplantae, Streptophyta, Magnoliopsida, Brassicales, Brassicaceae. Gene Ontology annotation, molecular function: DNA binding. Gene Ontology annotation, biological process: regulation of DNA-templated transcription. The record is from RefSeq and is a predicted model, not a curated record.